AUGAACAACUAUGAGUUACCUAAUGAUGUAUCUUGGUACUGCUUGGUGAGAUGGCUAUCAAUAAGCAAUGUUCUUGAUGUGGUUCAGUAUUUACAAACUCUAAAUAAAUAUUUACAAGGAAAGGAAAAACUUAUUUCUGAUUUGGCCCAGACUGUAUUUAGCUUUCAUAACAAAUUAAAGCUUUUUACAAAAGACCUUCAGACAAAAACAUUUGCUCACUUCAAACGUUUGAAGAAAAUUAGUGAACGUUUUCCCGACAUUCCGGUGGAAACUGAAGAAUAUAUGAAUAAGAUGUCAGGCCUUGCUGAAGAAAUCAAUCGCAGAUUUAAUGAUUUAAGAUCACUUAAACCUUCAUUUUCAUUCCUGGAAAAUCCUUUUGCUGUUGAUGUUGUGAGUGAUGGCUGUCCUAUUUCAUCACCAAUAACAAAGGAUACAGCAGCUGUAGAGUUGGAGUUAUUAGAACUGCAAGAAGACGAAGGACUAAAAGGACUUAAACGAAGUGGCGUUUCAACCAUAGAAUUUUGGAAAAAUGUCCCAGAAGAAAAAUACCCACAAACAAAAAUGUGUGCUAUGAAACUUAUUUCAAUCUUUGGCACUACUUAUGUGUGUGAAUCAUUGUACUCAACGUUAAAAUUCAUUAAAUCUAAAUAUCGAUCUGAACUAACUGAUGAACAUUUAAGUGAACUUGUGCGAACUGCGCUUACAAAUUAUCAGCCAGAUUUCACAAAGCUCAAAUAA
Macrosiphum euphorbiae (potato aphid) is the source of this 738-nucleotide messenger RNA. The record is from the annotation of a GenBank genome assembly. NCBI's taxonomy places the organism in Eukaryota, Metazoa, Arthropoda, Insecta, Hemiptera, Aphididae.